Molecule: messenger RNA, 4058 nt
Organism: Petromyzon marinus (sea lamprey)
Lineage: Eukaryota; Metazoa; Chordata; Hyperoartia; Petromyzontiformes; Petromyzontidae
Source: RefSeq, a predicted model, not a curated record
AUCCACAAACUCCGAUACAGUAACCCCGAAUCCUACUGUUCGUGUAUCGCCUCGCUAGUACCUAAAUCUAAACACGAGGACCUCUCAUUAUGUAUCCUCCCGCUUGCUCUUUAACCCAGGUUGCCCUCGUGCAGAGACCCAUUUUAUAACCCCCUUACCCCUAUUUCGUAUCCCUGGGACCCAUAUACACGGACCUUUAAUGCUACAAUACAUUACUCCCAACCAUAGCUUUGAGUUAGGGACCCCUAACACAGAGAAACCCAAUGCUAAAUCUGACCCCUUACCCUUAAUACAGGGACCCCUAAUGCCGGAGUCUUUACAUUUUGUGCAUCAAGUAUCCACAAUCUGCUGCCAUGGUUGGUGCAGCGGAUGCGGCUUUGGGUUGUGACCCCAGACGCUCUGCGGAUCUUCCACGUCGUCCCACGAGGAGGAACUGCAAGGGGAACCCCAACUGCCUGGUGGGGCUGGGCGAGCAAGCGUGGCUGGGCGACCUCAAUGAGGAGGCCUUCCACCAGGUGGACGAUCCAGAUACGGAACGCCGCGCCAAGAACUCGUUCGUGGGGCUCAAGAACCUGGGGGCGACGUGCUACGUGAACACUUUCCUGCAGGUGUGGUUCCACAACCACCGCUUCCGCCAGUUGCUCUACCUCUACCGCCCAGACUCCCCCUCCACCCACGCGGGGACGACUACCUCCUGCUCCACCACCACCGCCGCCACCGCCACCAGCAUCACCACCAAGGAUGGGGCGACUACGGAUAGUGAAACCACCGACAGGACGACAAUCACUUCCUCCGCCUCCACGAUGCCCCAAGGCGCCACAGACUCCAGCAACCCGGCAGGACAGGAGCAGGGCGGCGUGUGCGAGCACCUGCAGCUGCUCUUUGCGCUGUUGCAGGAGAGCGAACGCCGCUACCUCGAUCCCUCGCCCUUCAUCCGUGCCCUCGGACUCGACACCGCCCAGCAGCAGGACGCGCAGGAAUUCUCGAAGCUGCUCAUGGCGCUGCUGGAGGACGCCCUGAGCCGGCAGCGCGACUCCCGCGUGCGCGACCUGGUGCAGAGCGAGUUCUGCGGGCAGUACGCGUACGUCACCACGUGCGGUGCGUGUGGGCACGAGUCGAGGCGCCCGGCGCGGUUCCUGGAGCUCGACCUCAACAUCCAGGGUCACAAACAGCUGACGGACUGCCUUGAUGAGUUCCUCAAGGAGGAGAAGCUGGAGGGAGAGAACCGCUACCUGUGCGGGCGCUGCCAGGUGAAGCAGACGGCGUCGCGCCGCAUUCAGCUCCUCGGCCUUCCCCGCACCCUCAACCUGCAGCUCCUGCGCUUUGUGUUCGACCGGCAAACCGGGCACAAGAAGAAGCUCAACUCGUACCUGAGCUUCCCGGAGACGCUGGACAUGAGGCCAUACCUGCAGCAUGGCAGCGGCGAGGGUGAGUACGAGCUGAGCGCGGUGCUCAUCCACCGCGGGGUCAGCGCCUACUCGGGCCACUACAUCGCGCACAUCCGCGACGCGCGCACGGGCGAGUGGCACAAGUUCAACGACGACGAGAUCGAGCGCGUCGAAGGCAGGCACCUGCUGCUGGGCGCCGAGGACGACCUCGAGCCGUCUCGCUCGGUGGGGCGGAGACCCAAGUGCGUGCGCGGAGUUCACUCGUCACGCAACGCGUACUCGCUGGUGUACACCGUGCGCGGAGAGCCCACGCCCACCGCACAGGACACCACGCUGCCCGAGUGGCUGGCGGAGAAGGUUCGGGCAGACAACCGCGCGUUUGAGGAGUGGUGCGAGGAAAUGAGCGCCAUGCGGCAGCAGAGCAUUGCCGAGGGUCGCGCCAAACACUCGGAGGUGCGCAGCCUCUACGCCCUGCUGCCGGCGGACAACGCGAGCGAGUUUGAGUUUGUGGGGACGGCGUGGCUGCGGCAGUGGCUGACGGACAGCGCGUGCGUGCGUGCGCUGGACAACGCCGCGUUCGUGUGCACGCACGGCGCCCUCUCGCCGCACCACGUGGGCAGCGUCAAGAGGAUCAGCCGUGGCGCCGCCAACGCCCUGUACCACAAGUACGGCGGCGGCCCGCGACUCACUGAAGCGUCGCUGUGCCGUGACUGUGUGGUGGAGCGCUGCCGGGUGCUGCAGCUCAAGAGCCGACUCAGCGACGACUACCGCACCGUCAGCACACUGCUCAAGAGCUCCCUGCCUCCCGGCGAGGCAUUCUGGGUGGGCAAGGUGUCCCUGCGGAGCUGGCGGCUGCUCGUGAUUGGUCAGUUCGAGGACAAGGAGGAGGAGUCCAAGCCGAGCAACGGGGGCGGGGAGCGGAGCAGCGACGAGGCGGAGCCGGAGCCGGCGGAGAGCGUUCCCGCAGGCGCGAGGACGGCCCGGUCGUCUGCGGAGGAGGACGGUGGCUUCAACGACGAGGUCUUGUGCCCACACGGAGGGUUGAGCACGCGGGAGGGCGAGCGCCGCCUCGUCUCGGCCGAGGUUUGGCACAAACUGCGCGGUUACUUCCCCUCGGCGCCGGAGUUCCGCAGCGACGCGCAGCCUUGCGCGCAGUGCCAGCGGCUGGAGCGGGAGGGGGAAGAGACGGGGGAGAUGCAGCGCAUGAUCGCUACGGAGCAGAAGGGGGCGCUCACCGCGCUCUUCCAGGACAAGGGGCGGCCGACGCUGCAGCCCUGGCCUCAGGACACGGAAACGCUUUAUGUGGUCUCUCAGUACUUUCUGGAUGAGUGGAGGAAGUUCAUUAGGCGCCCGACGCGUGCCUCGCCCGUGUUCUCAGUGGGGAACUCCACGCUGCUCUGUCCUCACAGCGGACUCAUGUUCACCCCCGACUCUGUCUCCCAUGAGGACGCCUCGCUGCUGGCGCUGGUGUGGCCGCCCGAGUGGGAUGUGAUCAGCCGCUCGUUCCAGGUGGACCUCGCCAUCACCAUCACCCGGCGGCCAUGUGGGGAAGGGAGCAGCGAAGCCGCGAGCGCGUACAUCACACAGCCAGGCGUGUGUGUAGAGUGCCAGGCCGCUCGGCGCUCCCAGCAGCAGCGGGACCAACAGGAGUACACACAGGCCACAGUGUACGUGCGCAAAGUCGUCAAGGACUUCAAGGUGAUGAAGGAGGCCGUCCCUGAGCUCACGCAGAGCGGCUCGGAGCCCGAGGAGGUGAUGGAAGGAACGGACGAGGGCGUGCAGGGAGAGAAGGACCCUGACUUCAGCCAGCAGGCCAACGGGCUGAAGCGGCGCCGCGUCAGCCCCCUCGAGGGCCCCGGCUCCGCGGCGGCGGCGGCGGCGGCGGCAGAGGCGGCGGCGGCGGCGGCGGUGCGUCGCAGCGCUCGCCACCGCCGCGUGCGCGGGGAGAAGGGGCUCGUGGUGUCGGCGCGGCAGACGCUGCGCGAGCUCAAGAUACAGAUCAUGCACGCGUUCUCAGUGGCUCCGUUUGACCAGAACCUGUCGGUGGACGGCCGGAUCCUGUCGGACGACUCCGCCUCCCUUGGCCACUUGGGCGUCCUCCCCAACUCCGUAAUUCUACUCCAGGCCGACGAGCCGAUUGCAGACUACUCGAGCAUCGAUGACAUCACGCAGGUGUGCUUGCCGGAAGAAGGCUUUAAAGGCACAGGGUUGCUGGGUCACUAGAGGCGCCCCGGGGGGCUGGCACGCCCCCGUCGCCCGCCCAGCGCUCGCCCCGUGCCGGGAUUCUCGUCCCACGGUGUCGCUGCCGUCACCGCUCCUUCGCCGGCGGCGGCGCUGACGGUGCUGCGACGGCUGGCUCACCGUGACGGUUAUCUUCCCGUGCGACGGUUGUGACGACGGUUGUGACCGCGGCUCUUUUGUUUGUUUUAUCGUGACGGUUUUUCGCCGAUACGGUUGUUUCCCCCCUGCCGGCGGCGGUGCUGGUGGCUGGUGGUAGCGGUUGUCGCGGUGACGGUUCUAUGAAUGUGUCACCCUUGCGUUGUACUUGGCAGUGUUGUGGGAGGUGGUGGGUGAGUGAGUGAGCGUGCAGGUGAGGGAGUGAGCGUGCAGGUGAGGGAGUGAGUGUGCAGGUGAGGGAGUGAGUGUGCAGGCGAGGGAGUGAGUGUGCAG